Epinephelus lanceolatus (giant grouper) is the source of this 669-nucleotide messenger RNA. RefSeq names its product histone H2A-like. Gene Ontology annotation, cellular component: nucleosome. Gene Ontology annotation, molecular function: protein heterodimerization activity; structural constituent of chromatin; DNA binding. NCBI's taxonomy places the organism in Eukaryota, Metazoa, Chordata, Actinopteri, Perciformes, Serranidae. The record is from RefSeq and is a predicted model, not a curated record.
UCCCACAUACUGUAGGCGGAAGCCGUGUGAUCUCUGCGGUGUUUUACAUCGUCGUUUCUGAUUGGACGAUCACACCGACACUCCAACCCACCAAUGAACGACCAGCUGGGAGACCGUGGCUGUCAUAUAUAGACGAAUUAGCCAUAUUUAUGAUCAUUCUGACAAUAGAACCGAAUUUCUUUGAAAGAUGUCUGGACGUGGAAAGACCGCAGUAAAGGCCAGAGCCAAGGCAAAGACCCGCUCCUCUCGUGCCGGCCUUCAGUUCCCAGUCGGCCGUGUUCACAGGCAUCUGCGUAAGGGUAAUUAUUCUGAGCGUGUCGGUGCUGGAGCCCCCGUGUACCUGGCGGCGGUGCUGGAGUAUCUGACCGCUGAGAUCCUGGAGCUGGCUGGAAACGCCGCCCGCGACAACAAGAAGACCAGGAUCAUCCCCCGUCACCUGCAGCUGGCUGUCCGCAACGACGAGGAGCUCAACAAGCUGCUGGGCAAAGUCACCAUCGCUCAGGGCGGCGUGCUGCCCAACAUCCAGGCUGUGCUGCUGCCCAAGAAGACCGAGAAGGCCUCCAAGGCCAAGUAAAGCCCCGCGCUGAUUUAAUCACUCCCAACGGCUCUUUUAAGAGCCACCCAUUUAUUCUGAAACGGCAGAAUCCUAAUGGGAACAAAUGAUGUACA